Molecule: messenger RNA, 1676 nt
Organism: Andrographis paniculata
Lineage: Eukaryota; Viridiplantae; Streptophyta; Magnoliopsida; Lamiales; Acanthaceae
Product: probable glycosyltransferase At5g03795
Exons: 4
Coding region: 41-1495 (484 amino acids)
Molecular function (GO): glycosyltransferase activity
Source: RefSeq, a predicted model, not a curated record
UAUGCGUCUGUGAGAGAGAUUUUUCGAGAAUUAAGCGGUUAUGCAUUUUUCUUCUUCAGCAUCGUCAUGGAUGAAGCAUCUAUGCACUCUGAUACCACUCGCGAUGGUGAUUCUAUUGUCAGGUUUCUACGUAAACCCUGACUAUCUGCACCAGUAUUUGAGUUCGAUGAAUAAUCGGACGAUUUUGGAGGAACACGAUGGGAGAUUGUCACUUGGAUUCGAAUCUCGGGAUGAUGUUCGUCGUCAUUCUGGAAAAUUUGUAAACAGUAGCCAUCGACGAUUCAAUUCACGUGCAAAGCUGGUUGAGAGUGAAGAUGGGAUGAGCGAUUUAGAGAAGGUAGAAGCAGACCUGGCGGAGGCCAGGGCGGCCAUUUUGGGCGGCGGGAACGUGACGGACGGUUCUGAUUAUGUUCCUAAGGGAGCAAUCUACUUGAAUCCAAAGGUCUUCCAAAGAAGCUACCUGGAAAUGGAGAAGAGGCUGAGAAUAUACGUGUACGAAGAAGGCGAGCCGCCGUUGUUCCACUUGGGCCCCUGCAAGCACACCUACUCAAUCGAAGGGAUUUUCAUGUCCGGCAUGGAAGUCGGCCGCUUCCGUACAUACGACCCCCGGCGCGCGCACCUCUUCUUCCUCCCCAUCAGCAUCACCAUGCUCGCCGAAGCCAUUUACCAGCGCGGCUCGCACGACUGGGCGCCCAUGAAGUCCGCCGCACUCGAUUACAUCAGCGUCAUCGCCCGAAAGUAUCCCUUCUGGAACCGCACUCGCGCCGCUGAUCAUUUCAUGCUCGCCUGCCAUGACUGGGGGCCGGAGAUCUCCUUGGCAGUGCCCAACCUACACAACAAUUCGAUCCGAGCCUUGUGCAACGCCAACACCUCGGAGCGAUUCGAUCCGUGUCGCGACGUGUCGGUGCCGGAGAUCCACAUCCCGGGCGACUCUCUGAAAGGCCUGAUCGGCGGUCCACCGCCGUCGCAGCGUCCGAUCCUGGUGUUCUACGCGGGCGGCGUCCACGGCCCGAUCCGGCCGAUCCUGCUGGAGCACUGGGAGAACAAAUCCGAUCCGGAGGUUCAGAUAUUCCGGUACCUUCCGAAGAAGGUUUCCUACUACGGAAUGAUGCGGAAGAGCAAGUACUGUCUGUGCCCGAGCGGCUACGAAGUGGCGAGCCCAAGGAUGGUGGAAGGCCUCUAUUUGGGGUGCGUGCCCGUGCUGAUCAAGGACGGCUAUGUGCCGCCCUUGAGCGAUGUGCUGAAUUGGGAGACGUUCGCGGUGACGCUUCCGGUGGAGGAUAUUCCCAACCUGAAGGGCAUACUGGCCGGAAUCUCGCUCCGGCGGUACGUGAGGAUGCAGCGGGCGGGGAUUCAGGUGCGCCGACAUUUUAUGAUUAAUUCGCCCGCCCAGAGGUACGAUGUGUUUCAUAUGAUUUUGCAUUCAAUUUGGCUGCGCCGGCUUAACGUCCGUCUCCGUGAAAAUCAAUCUCUUUUCACUGACAUCGACGACUGAAAUUAUUUACUAGUGUUGACAUAGGCGAUUGCAACGUGGAUCGGAAUAUGGUUUUAUUUAUCUAAUUUUAUGUUUUCCUUAUGCUGUCUUCCUUUUAACGCGGUUCCAUGUUAUAAAAAAAACUAAUACUUCCGUCCCUCGCCGAUGAGGCGAGGGUGGACUUGUUACUGUGAAGUCAUGA